AUGGAGCACAGCCACUUCCCUGUUUUUUCCCCAAACGGGAGCACCUGGAGCACGGGGCAGAAUCCCUCUGAGGCUGCCCAGGGAUGCCCUCUCGGACCACUACCCGUCAUCUACUAUAGUGUCCUGCUCUGUCUUGGCCUACCGGCUAACAUCCUGACCGUGGUAAUCCUGUCCCAGCUGGUGCUGCGUCGUCAGAAGUCCUCCUACAAUUAUCUCCUGGCUCUGGCCGCCGCCGACAUCCUCGUUCUGUUCCUCAUUGUUUUUGUUGACUUUAUAUUGGAGGAUUUUAUUUUGGCAGCGCCGCUGUCUCCGUCAUUAAAUAACGCAGUUCAGGUGCUGGAGUUUUCCUCCAUCCACACCUCCAUCUGGAUCACCGUGCCUCUUACCAUUGAUCGUUACAUCGCUGUUUGUCAUCCUCUGCGCUACCACACGGUCUCCUACCCAGCCCGCACACGCAGAGUGAUAUUCACCGUCUACGUUGGAUGCUUGCUCUCUGCAGCUCCCUACUACUGGUGGCCUGAGUUUUGGCACAGCCUUCAUGGACUGGGUAGUAGUGAUCGAGGAGGGGGUGGAAGAGAAGGAGGAGGAGGAGGAGAAGAGGGCGACAAAAGAACAGUGGCCCAGCACGUCCUUGUGUGGGCCCACUGUGCCACCGUGUACCUCCUACCCUGCACGGUCUUCUUCUCCCUCAACGCCGUCAUUGUGCGUAAGCUGCGCAGACGCCGUAGCUGUUUCCGUCUGCGUGGUUAUUCAACCGGCAAGACCACCGCCAUCCUCCUCGCCAUCACCUCCAUUUUUGCUGUUCUGUGGGCACCGCGCACCCUCGUGAUCCUCUACCACUUCUACUCGUCUCCCCCGGCAUCACAAACUGCCAGCCGUCUGCUCCACGUACUCACAGAUCUGGCAAACAUGCUAGCGCUGCUCAACACCGGGAUCAACUUCUUCCUCUACUGCUUCAUCAGCAAGCGGUUCCGGAGCAUGGCGGCCAAUGUGCUGCGAGCCUUGGUUCACUGCCGGAAGCAGCCGCCGCCAUUCUACGCCAGCCACAACUUCUCCAUCACAAGCAGUCCCUGGAUCUCACCAGCCAACUCCCACUGCAUCAAGAUGCUGGUGUACCAGUAUGACAAAAAUGGGAAGCCCAUCUGCAUUUCCUCUUGA
This is a messenger RNA of Oreochromis aureus, 1158 nucleotides long. It is a transcript of the gene gpr139, whose product is annotated as G protein-coupled receptor 139. Gene Ontology annotation, molecular function: G protein-coupled receptor activity. Gene Ontology annotation, cellular component: membrane. The record is from RefSeq and is a predicted model, not a curated record. The transcript is spliced from 2 exons. Gene Ontology annotation, biological process: G protein-coupled receptor signaling pathway. Lineage: Eukaryota; Metazoa; Chordata; Actinopteri; Cichliformes; Cichlidae. Bases 1 to 1158 code for a protein of 385 amino acids.